ACUGACACUCCAUUUCUACUACCUUACUACUACUUUACUGCUCAUGGCAAGAGAGCAUCUCCUCAUCAGAGCAGCCAAGGGCCAAGAUGUCGAAAGGCCGCCCAUGUGGGUCAUGCGGCAAGCAGGUCGAUACUUGCCCGAAUACCACAAGGAAAAGGGCAGCAUGGACUUCUUCCAGACGUGCAGAGACCCUGAAGUAGCAUCCAAUAUCACCGUUCAGCCUGUGGACCGCUAUGAAGGUCUACUAGAUGCCGCCAUCAUCUUCAGUGACAUCCUGGUGAUCCCUCAAGCACUUGGCAUGGAAGUCAAGAUGAUUGACAAGCUUGGUCCUUCCUUCCCCAGCCCAAUCAAGGGACCCGAAGAUCUUGCCAAACUGCGUACACUCGAUGAGAUUGAUGAUGCGUUGGUGGAUCGCGAGCUUGGGUAUGUGUUUGAGGCCAUCAAGGCCACCAAGACGAAACUACGCGAUCGUGUACCGUUGAUUGGCUUUUGUGGUGCACCCUGGACACUUGCUGCCUAUAUGAUUGAUCGUGGCGGCAGCAAGACUUUCCACAAACCAACGGCGUUUAUGAGGCGACACCCGACCGCUGCACAUGACUUGCUUGCGCGCUGCACAAAAAUGGCUAUCCCGUACUUGGUAAAGCAAGUGCAAGCUGGCGCUCAGCUGCUGCAAGUCUUUGACUCAUGGGCAGGUGAGCUUGGUAAAGCGGAUUUCAUGGAAUUCGCAUACCCGUACCUCAAGGAGAUUGCACACGGUGUGGACGCAGCGCUGGAUGCACUCCAUCUCCCACGCGUACCAAAAACAGUGUUUGCAAAAGGUGCGUGGUUUGCAUUGGAUGAGUUGUGUGAGUGCGGCUAUGAAGUGGUUGGGCUUGACUGGACGCACGAUCCUGCAGAGGCCGUCGCCGUUGCGCGUGGUCGUGUCACUUUGCAAGGAAACCUGAAUCCGGCUUGGUUGAUUGCCGGUCGUGAAGUAUUGACGGCGGAGGUGGAGAAGAUGAUUGCUGGGUUUGGCGGUGGGAAGCGUGGAUACAUCAUCAACCUGGGACACGGCAUCUUCCCUGAAGUCGAUCCGGAAGACCUCAAGUGGUUCUUCCAAGAGUGUCAUCGGGUCGGGAGUGUGUCUGAGCCGCAUGAGUUUUGAAAAGAAUAGUUCAAGUAGAUGGUUGUCUCUCGGCAUACCUUGGCAGCGUGAUGUGUUGUGCUGGUCAGUCUAUGCCGUAUAUGAUGAUCUACAGAUAGUCUACGAAGGCCCUCUUGGCGACGUCUUGAUGGAUGAUGACUGGGUUGAGU
Protomyces lactucae-debilis is the source of this 1293-nucleotide messenger RNA. Its product is annotated as Uroporphyrinogen decarboxylase. Gene Ontology annotation, cellular component: cytosol. The transcript is spliced from 2 exons. The record is from RefSeq and is a predicted model, not a curated record. Gene Ontology annotation, biological process: heme biosynthetic process. Bases 44 to 1144 code for a protein of 366 amino acids. Gene Ontology annotation, molecular function: uroporphyrinogen decarboxylase activity. NCBI's taxonomy places the organism in Eukaryota, Fungi, Ascomycota, Taphrinomycetes, Taphrinales, Protomycetaceae.